GGCACCUAAUUCAGCAGCGCUCGGGCUUUUGUUCCGUCUCUGCUCCGCCGGACGAGCCCUCCCCGCUGCCUCCGAUGGGCUCCGCAGCCUCCUGAAGUUGCUUUGCAGGAUUUCCCCCCACCCCAGCAACUCCCAGAAGAAUCGCUGGAGUCCCGCGGGUCGGAGUCGCUCCCGAGCCUCUCCUGCUCCGGGUGAUGCCCCAGUUCACCUUCGCCUGUUUCUGUGGCCUCCACGGCUUCUGCAAGAUGAAGAGGAAGAAGGAACAGGCCAGCGGGGGGCAGGAGACGGCCGUGUGAGGAUCAGCCCCCGCCCGGGACCCCUCCCGUCCCCUCGAAGCACCCGGACCUGCUGGAGCAGAUAAAUCCCGCUGAUGGCAGUGGGAAUGAGGCGUCUAUCCAAGGAAAAUUCCAAGGAUUUUCCGUCCUCUGCAGCGGUGAAGCCGAAGCUGGAGCCG
This is a messenger RNA of Poecile atricapillus (Black-capped chickadee), 454 nucleotides long. It is a transcript of the gene BLACAT1, whose product is annotated as BLACAT1 overlapping LEMD1 locus. The transcript has 3 exons. Bases 195 to 296 code for a protein of 33 amino acids. NCBI's taxonomy places the organism in Eukaryota, Metazoa, Chordata, Aves, Passeriformes, Paridae. The record is from RefSeq and is a predicted model, not a curated record.